CCGGCAGUGCACAAAAAGCCCCCGGCAGAGAUGGGGAGCAGGAGGCAGCCUGAGAAGAGCCCAGAGCAGCACUGCCGGAGCUGUGGGAGAGGAGCCAUGGAGCAGUACUUCUCAGCCACCCAGAAGAUGGAGCAGGAGGUGAUGUUCCCCAGCCUGCUCCGAGGGGUCUUCCCGCAAGAGGAGGGGGCGGCCCCAGCCGCAGGCAGCCACACGGACCUCUAUGAGCGCUACCAGCUGCUCAAGGCCAUCAAGCCCAUGGUGGAGAAAGGCCUGGCCUCUGUCAAUGACCAGAGCCUGACCGGUGCCGACAGCGACACGGACACAUCCUCGGACAGCAACGAGGCUGUGGACGCCCAGCUGGAGGAGCGCCUGUCCCACCACCUGACGGGCUUGCAGCAGGUCCUCACCCACCUCACCAGGGACACCAACGCCCUCACCCGGAGGUACAGCCAGAUCCUGGAGCAGAUCAACCUCAGCGAGGGGCAGCCCAGCUGGUGACCCUGUCCUGGCCACCAGCUGCCGUUGCAGGAUGAGUGCUGGUGUCCCAGAGUGGAAGACGUCCCAUCACUGAACAUCGCAGGCUGCUCCCCGCUCCCACUCGCCCUCCUCGCACUGUGGCAGCUGAUCUCCCAGCUCUGGCAUUGACACUGGAGAACCAGAUGAUGCCUUAUCCUCAUAGGAAGAAGCAUCUGGCUGUGCUGGGAACUCCACUGGAAGAGCUGCAGACUCGUGCCCUCCUCUUUAUUUUCAAAGAGCAGCACAAAGGUGGUGGUGUUGUGCGAUGGCCCCAACCUCCAACAGUCCCUUGCAACUGCUGAGCCCUUUUCCAGCUGGUACCUGGACUCCAAGGGUAUUUCCCCCAGUGUUUGCUAAUAAAAGAAGCCCUGUGAAGCCA
Myiozetetes cayanensis is the source of this 895-nucleotide messenger RNA. RefSeq names its product thyroid hormone-inducible hepatic protein-like. The transcript has 2 exons. NCBI's taxonomy places the organism in Eukaryota, Metazoa, Chordata, Aves, Passeriformes, Tyrannidae. The record is from RefSeq and is a predicted model, not a curated record. Gene Ontology annotation, biological process: regulation of lipid biosynthetic process. Gene Ontology annotation, cellular component: cytosol. The coding region runs from base 31 to 498 and encodes 155 amino acids.